Molecule: messenger RNA, 1294 nt
Organism: Loxodonta africana (African savanna elephant)
Lineage: Eukaryota; Metazoa; Chordata; Mammalia; Proboscidea; Elephantidae
Gene: QPCT
Product: glutaminyl-peptide cyclotransferase
Exons: 7
Coding region: 26-1111 (361 amino acids)
Molecular function (GO): zinc ion binding; glutaminyl-peptide cyclotransferase activity
Source: RefSeq, a predicted model, not a curated record
CCGGCGCCCAGGCAGCCCCGGAGAGAUGGCAGGCGGCGGGGACCGAAGCGUUAUGGAUACCCUCCACCUGCUGCUGCUAGUGGCCGCCCUGCCUCUGGCGCCUGGGGGGGCCGCUCGGAGCGCCACGGCCUGGACGGAGGAAAAGAAUUAUCACCAACCAGCCAUUUUGAAUUCAUCUUCUCUCCGGCAAGUGGCAGAAGGCACCAAUAUUUCUAAAAUGUGGCAAAAUGACUUACGACCGCUUCUGAUAGAGAGGUAUCCAGGAUCCCCAGGAAGCUAUACUGCUCGCCAGCACAUCAUGAAGCGAAUUCAGAGACUUCAAGCUGACUGGGUCUUGGAAGUAGACACUUUCUUAAGCCAGACACCCUAUGGGUACCGGUCGUUCUCAAAUAUCAUCAGCACCCUCAAUCCCACUGCUAAACGACACUUGGUCCUCGCCUGUCACUAUGACUCCAAGUAUUUUCCCCACUGGGACAACAACGUUUUUGUGGGAGCCACCGAUUCAGCUGUGCCGUGCGCGAUGAUGCUGGAGCUUGCUCGAGCCUUAGACAAACGGCUCCUUUCCCUGAAGAACAUUUCAGACUCCAAGCCAGAUCUCUCACUUCAGUUAAUUUUUUUUGAUGGGGAAGAGGCUUUCUUUCACUGGUCUCCUCAGGAUUCUCUGUAUGGGUCUCGGCACUUAGCUUCAAAGAUGGCAUCGACGCUGCACCCACCUGGAGCAACCCGUACCAACCAGCUACAAGGCAUGGAUUUACUGGUACUAUUGGAUUUAAUUGGAGCUCCAAACCCAGUAUUUCCCAAUUUUUUUCCGAACUCUGCCAGAUGGUUUAAUAGACUUCAAGCAAUUGAACGUGAAUUCCAUGAACUGGGUUUGCUCAAGGAUCACUCUUGGGAGAGGCAGUAUUUCCCAAGUAAUGGUUACAGAGGCGGAAUUCAGGAUGACCACAUUCCAUUUUUAAGAAAAGGUGUUCCAGUUCUGCAUCUGAUAGCAUCUCCUUUCCCUGAAGUCUGGCACACCAUGGAGGACAAUGAAGAACAUUUGGAUGAGCCAACCAUUGACAAUCUAAACAAAAUUCUGCAAGUCUUUGUGUUGGAAUAUCUUCAUCUGUAAUACUCUGAUUUAGUGUAUGGUAAUUGCUUCUAGCAUUGUAUUAAAAAAUCAGGUACCGUUUAAAAUAAUCUGGUUCCAGACAAAUCCUGUGUGGAAAAUUCUGUCCUGUACACUCAAUCUUUAGAUGUCUUUGACUAUGUGAUCAAUAAAUCCUAGAAUUGUAUUGUGUCAUAAAUGGCUCAU